CCCCAGCGGUCCUCCAGCAUCCCAGCGCCCCUUGCGCGCGCUCCCGCCCGCCCUCAGCGGCUUCCGGCGGUGGCGGCGGAGCGGGUGCGGCGAGGCGGCGGCAGCCAUGGGGUACCGCGGGCAGGGCCAGAAGGUGCAGAAGGUGAUGGUGCAGCCCAUCAACCUCAUCUUCCGCUACCUGCAGAACAGGUCGAGGAUCCAGGUGUGGCUCUAUGAGCAGGUGAACAUGCGGAUAGAAGGCUGCAUCAUGGGUUACUUUUAAAAAGAAGAUUUCCCUGCUCACAAGCCAGUAGAAGACUUUCAGCCCAAGCAAGGGUGAAGACAGCUCUCUCCAAGAGCAGAGGAAGUCCCUGUGGAGAGAAGCCGAGCUUGUUAGCAGAACUCGUCGGCAUGUCUAAACAAGGAGACGAUUGCUACUUCUAUUUCUAUUCUACCUGUACCAAGGGAGACAAAUGUGCCUACCGCCACUGCGAAGCUGCUCUGGGCAAUGAGACGGUCUGCAAGCUGUGGCAGGAGGGUCGUUGUUUCAGGAAUGUCUGCCGAUUCAGACACAUGGAAAUUGACAAAAAGCGCAGUGAGAUUCCUUGCUACUGGGAGAACCAGCCGGGAGGCUGUCAGAAAGCCAACUGUGCUUUUCAUCAUGCAAAGGGACGUUACAUCGAUGGACAAUUCUUCCCACCAAGCAAGACUACACUGCCAAAUCCGCCUGAGUCCGCGGACGAUGAUUUGAAAGUGGCUCAGAUGUCACUGCAGCAAAAGAAACUUUCUGUCCAGUCAAAUCCCUCUCCACAGCUAAGGGUGAUGAAAGUGGAAAACUCUGAAAAUGUCCCAAGCCCUACACACCCUCCAGUUGUAAUCAAUGCUGCAGAUGAUGAUGAAGAUGAUGAUGGGGAGGAACCUGUGGUUCGACUAGAUCUUGCUGAUAGACAAGGAAAACGGAAAGCCUCCGCAGAUGAUGUAAGCACCGUUCCAGUGAAGCGCAGCCUUGCUGAAAGGCUGGGGAAGAAGGUAGAGGCUCCGGGAAAUGCUGACAAAGCACCCAAGAGAGAUCCAGUUCAAGUUGCCAAGUCUCUGAAGGACAGGCUGGGAUUACCUCCUAAACAGACCAGCACUGAGAGAGGGAAGGCUGCUAAGCCGAUGGGAGAGAUCCAUGUGAAAACACUGGAGGAAAUCCGUCGUGAGAAAGCUCUUCAGAGACGCGAAACUCAAGCCAAAGGCGAGGCUGAAGGGCAUGGUAAAACUGAAGAUUCCAGCGCAGGGGCAAGACCUGCUCGUGCAGGUCGCAUCAAAACUUUCCCUGAAGCCUUGUCUGACAAGAAUAAUCGCUUGGUAGAAGAGAAGAAAAAAGCAGGAGAAUCCCCUAGCAAGAGCAAAAUUCAGGCACCUGAAAAAGAAGAAAAGAAGGCAGUGAAAUUGAACCGGCCUUUUCCUACCCUUUCCUCUGUAGCUGAUGUACGGCCCACUCAGCAGAGUGGAACUCGUAAAUGUCCAGAGAAGAGCUUUGAAGAGAGCCGUUGGGAGAAGUGGCAACAGCGAGAACAACAAGAGAAGCUUCGGAAGGAGGAAGCUGCUGUCAAAUCUACUGCUGGCUUCUUUAAUACUGAACCAGCAGGGAAAGUGGCAGCUCAAUUUCAGGGCCAGGAAGCUAAAACCAACUUGAUGACAUCUGCGAAGCCUUCGGGUGGGAAAGUCACUUUCCCCAAGAAGAAGGCACUGAAACGUAAGGCACCUGGGAGUUAUCCCUCUGCCGUAGCAGCUGUGGAACUACGGACUGCCUUUGCUGCUGACAUGAUGGGACCUCCAGCCAAAAAAGCAGCCAUGGGUGUUUCAGACGUGCCGGAGCACAUCCCAGCCAUCAGACUUGAAGAAAAUCCCCCAAACAGACCUGAAGUGCGUCUUGGAAGCCCGGCAAGAUUUGAGGAGCAGAUGGAAAUCGAUCUCGAGACCUCGACCUCAGCUUCUUCCCAGCUAGAAGAGGCACGCACACGCCAGCUGAGUUCCGCGGGGAACGCGCCCUUAUCUGCGGAUGAAGAUUUUGAGAAGCUACUAUGGGAAAUCUCAGGAGGCAGACUGGAAGCCGAAAUCGACUUAGACCCAGGGAAGGACGAGGAUGACCUCCUCCUUGAACUCUCCGAGAUGAUUGACAGUUGAACCGCGUAGUCCUAUGGUAUAUUUAAAAAAAAAAAAAAAAUUAAAACUGUUCUUCUUGUUGGA
Messenger RNA from Anas platyrhynchos (mallard), 2214 nucleotides. Lineage: Eukaryota; Metazoa; Chordata; Aves; Anseriformes; Anatidae. The record is from RefSeq and is a predicted model, not a curated record.